UUAUGCUUAAGGCAAAUGCAGGAAAGUAAUUUAUUUAUCGUUGAUUACAGAUUUCCUUUAAAAGAUAAGGAAAUUACAAAAAGAUGGAUUAUAAAUAUGAAGCGAGAAAACUGGUUUCCUACUACAGCCAGUUACCUCUGUUCAGCUCAUUUUGAAGAGAAAUAUAUGUACCACACAAAUGUCCAGAGGCGCCUUUUGUCAAAAGCAGUACCUACUAUCUUUAACUUUCCAUCACAUUUACAAAAGCAAUAUAAAGUAUUACGACCACAACCCAGAAAGCGAUCUUUCGACAAUUUGCAAGAUAGUGCUGUUACAGUGACAUCAUUAGCACAAAUGCCUGUCGGACCCAUAUCUGUUUCUGCUGACCACAAUUACUGUCUACCAAGCCCUAAGAAGUUGAAAACACAAUAUAACUGAGUACAAGUAGAGAAUGUGCGACUAAAGAAGCGGAUAAAGCAAAUGAAGCAACUUAGUGCAUGACACAAAAGAAGAAUAGUGCAGUUACAGACUUUAGUUGCUGGUUUGAGAAGA
Molecule: messenger RNA, 531 nt
Organism: Schistocerca serialis cubense
Lineage: Eukaryota; Metazoa; Arthropoda; Insecta; Orthoptera; Acrididae
Product: THAP domain-containing protein 5-like
Exons: 2
Coding region: 16-417 (133 amino acids)
Source: RefSeq, a predicted model, not a curated record